This is a messenger RNA of Cottoperca gobio, 1100 nucleotides long. Its product is annotated as gap junction Cx32.2 protein-like. Lineage: Eukaryota; Metazoa; Chordata; Actinopteri; Perciformes; Bovichtidae. The coding region runs from base 21 to 776 and encodes 251 amino acids. Gene Ontology annotation, cellular component: connexin complex. Gene Ontology annotation, molecular function: gap junction channel activity. The transcript is spliced from 2 exons. The record is from RefSeq and is a predicted model, not a curated record. Gene Ontology annotation, biological process: cell-cell signaling.
ACAUUACUGAGGCUGUCAUCAUGGCGGAGUGGUCCUUCCUGUCUGAACUGUUGGACAAGGUGCAGUCACACUCCACUGUCGGGGGGAAGGUCUGGAUGAGUGUUCUUUUCCUCUUCAGAAUCUUCAUCUUAGCUGCCGGCGUUGAUAACAUAUGGGGAGACGAACAAGCAAAAAUGGACUGUAACACCAGAAGCCCUGGCUGCAGGAACGCCUGCUAUGACCGAUCCUUCCCUUUGUCUCACACGCGCUUCUGGGUCCUCCAGAUCCUCAUCGUCUCUACUCCAACACUCGUGUAUCUGGGCCACGUCCUGCUGGUGAUUCGCAGAGAAAACAAGCUUAGGAGAUGCCUGGUGCAGAAACUCUGUAAGAACGGGAUGAUUAAAGCGCCUAAGUAUUCAGAUAUACAUGGCAAAGUACAGCUCAAGGGCAUCCUGCUGGUCAGCUACAUGAUGCAGCUGCUGUUCAAGGUCCUGCUUGAAGUGGGAUUCAUUGUGGGCCAGUACUACGUCUACGGCUUCAUACUUAUGCCUCAUAACAUCUCAUAUUCCGACUACCCCUGUCCGUCACCGGUACUCUGCUUCAUAAGUCGUCCCACAGAGAAAACCAUCUUCAUUGUCUUUAUGUUGGCGAUGGCCGUCCUCUCUGUGAUCCUCAACAUCGUGGAGAUGCUCCACCUGAUGAUCUCAAAGAUGACGAAGAAGAGGAGCAGUGGCUCAGAGAUUUACACUCUCAAUAAACCCGAUCACACUUUAACUGAGGAAGUUACACCUUGUUGAAGGACUGUGACCAGAGUUAGGACCUUUGCUUCAAUGUUGUAGGAUAUAAAUAUUGAGGGCAGUCACAUCCUGUUUUGAAUUGUGUAUCUUGUGUACAGACAGUAAUGCAUCCUAUAUUAGAUUUUUUACUUUAGGCUUUACAUAAAUCUGUUCUGUGGCAGAAUUGAUUGUAUUUGACCCUUUCUAUCAAACAAGUGGAACAUUUAUCUGAUCCAAGAAUAUUAAAUGUGAAGUUGUGCUUGAAUGAAACUUAAACUGACUUCUAAGUUUACAGUCAAACUUUACCAGUAAAUAAACAAAUGUGUUGUGCAUUUUGAAUGUGAA